AUGGAUUCAGCUCCACCAUUGUUGGAGCUAGACCUUGACAACCUUAAAGCCCUCAAAAUCCUAGGUAAAGGUGCCAUGGGCACUGUCUUCCUCGUCCGCCACCCCACAACCACAACCACCACCACCACCGACACCAAUACCACCACCAACACCAACCUCUUCGCUCUCAAAGUCGUCGACAAAACAUCCAUGCAUGCCAAACUCGACGCAGAACGCCGCGCCCGUUGGGAAAUUCAGGUCCUCUCAAAGCUCUCUCACCCUUUUCUCCCUUCCAUUCUCGGCGUAUACGAAUCGCCACAAUUUCUUGCAUGGGCAUUACCUUAUUGUCCAGGUGGUGAUCUCAAUGUCCUCCGUUACCACCAAAACGACCGCGUUUUCUCUCCCACCGUUAUUCGGUUCUACCUAGCUGAAAUCAUCUGCGCUCUCGACCACCUUCAUUCCAUGGGCAUCGCUUACCGUGACUUAAAACCCGAAAAUGUCCUUAUUCAACGCUCCGGCCACGUCACCCUCACCGAUUUCGACCUCUCUCGGAAACUCAAACACAAAACCGCUAACAACAUUGUUUCUGCAAAGUCUUUACCUGAUUCGAAGGUUUCAGAAGCUUCCAGAAAACACCGACGCAACUUUUCUCGCUGGAUCCAGCUUCUUCCGAUAGAAUCCUCUCAAUAUUAUUAUCCCCGGAUGAACGGUUUAAGUUUGAAGAAGACAAUGUCAGCAAGAGUUAUCCCGGUGAGUCGACGGAAACAAAGCUUCUCAAACGGAGAACGCUCCAACUCGUUCGUUGGAACCGAGGAAUAUGUCUCACCGGAGGUUGUUCAAGGUGAUGGCCACGAGUUUGCUGUUGAUUGGUGGGCGCUUGGGAUUCUAACAUACGAGAUGCUAUACGGCAGGACGCCGUUCAAGGGGAAGAAUCGGAAGGAAACAUUUAGGAAUGUUCUGACAAAGCCGCCGGAGUUCAUUGGGAAAAGGACGGAGUUGACGGAUUUGAUAGGGAGGUUGUUGGAGAAGGAUCCUACGAAGAGAUUGGGUUAUUCGCGUGGUGCUAUUGAGAUCAAAGAGCAUGGGUUCUUCAGAGGGGUUAAUUGGGAAAUGUUGACAAAGGUGGUGCGGCCGCCGUUUAUUCCGGGAAGAGAUGACAUUAACGGAGAACUGCCGUCGGGGAAAUUUUACGAGGGAAAAGGUGGUGUGGAUAUAAGGGAUUAUUUUCAGCGGUUGAAAUCGCCGUCGCCAAUGCCUCAUGCUCCUGCGCCUUUGCCAUUACAGUCGCCGCCUUGUUAUAGGUUUAGGAAAAAUGUUUCGCUAACAGCAUUCUGA
Molecule: messenger RNA, 1314 nt
Organism: Vicia faba (fava bean)
Lineage: Eukaryota; Viridiplantae; Streptophyta; Magnoliopsida; Fabales; Fabaceae
Source: the annotation of a GenBank genome assembly